This is a messenger RNA of Anneissia japonica, 1684 nucleotides long. RefSeq names its product homeobox protein ceh-30-like. Gene Ontology annotation, biological process: cell differentiation; regulation of transcription by RNA polymerase II. The transcript is spliced from 3 exons. Gene Ontology annotation, cellular component: nucleus. The coding region runs from base 218 to 1303 and encodes 361 amino acids. NCBI's taxonomy places the organism in Eukaryota, Metazoa, Echinodermata, Crinoidea, Comatulida, Comatulidae. Gene Ontology annotation, molecular function: RNA polymerase II cis-regulatory region sequence-specific DNA binding; DNA-binding transcription factor activity, RNA polymerase II-specific. The record is from RefSeq and is a predicted model, not a curated record.
UGCAACGUUCCCUUGCCUUUAUAUACGUGAGUCAAUCUGCUUGUACAAUAGAAAGCGGUACCUCUGUGGAGACAAAUUAAUUGAUGCUAUUGUUUCUCGACAUGGGUAUUUGUUGAGGAGUCAACACUUCUUUAGAAACUCCCAGUGUUAUUCCAAGUAAAGAAGAUCCUGUCUUCGUCUUUGGUUUCAUUCGAUUCACUGAUUUCAGAGCGACAACAUGUAUCUGGACACUGCUUCUCACUCUGUGGACUCUACAUCCAAGAUUGGCAAUAUGUAUCCAUCAAAUUUAUUUGAGGCUUUUGGUCACUUUGAUCAUAUACGUACCUCUACUAAUAACACAAACGUGAAUGUUCCGUAUAACCCAUUAACUCAGAGUAUGUACGGAUUACCGCCUGUUACUAUGCCAAACCAAUAUUCGACGCAAACUCUUUGGAAGCCAAACGACGUGGAUAAUUAUCCAUCAUCCGACAUUGUACCAAAGAAAGAAGAAGGAAUUAGGCCUAUCUCACCUGAUAUGCCCCCAAAAGAUGAUCAGAGCAGCGCAGUAGCAACUUCCGAACAGGCGCUUGUUUCGCCAUCGUCGUCUGACAACUGUUCUCAGUCUGGGGCAACGUCAUCGAAAAAGAAAGCUCGAACCGUCUUCACCAGUCAGCAGCUAAGUGAACUGCAAUCUACCUUUAUGAAGAAGAAAUACCUGUCGACCGAAGAGCGCAUGCGCCUAUCGGAAGAAAUCGGUAUAUCACAUACUAAGAUUAAGACUUGGUUCCAGAAUCGUAGAAUGAAAUGGAAAAGAGAAAAUCACUGCAAUGUACCAGGGUUAAUAACUACUUCACUGGACUGCCAACGACAACCGUAUCCUUCUUCUUUCCUGGCGAAGCCUCUGGGUGCCGUACCGAGCGCACCAGUUCAUCACUUCCAGCCAACACCGACGUCAUCCCACAUCCAGGUUCCAUCGUCUCUACCACUUUUGACGUCGUCACCAAAUGUCGGAUGUAUGACGCUAUCGCAGCCCAUGAUGUACAACCAAACACUUAGCAAUACCUUUUCGCAUAAUAUAAACACUUCUAUGCUGGGGCAUCACUCGAUGUCUACGGCGCAACAUCAUCUGAAUGGACAUGAUAUCAGGUUGUCUUCCAUGCCACCCAUUUCAUAUAAUGACACACCAACGUACGACAACAGUUGUCUUGGUUCAACAUGUUCGAGUUCGAUAUAUUCUUAUCAAACAUUACCGACGUAUACUAAUACUAAUAAGGAUAAUAUUUUAAUGUCGGCGCCUUCGACACAACACUUUUUGGAUCCAUAGUCACUAGCUUGAUAUUGCAAAAUGAAAAUUCAUCAUUGUUAUAAUAAUAUUAUGUUUUUCAUGAAAAAUACGUCUGUUAAUCUAUUUCAUUGAAAUCUUCCCGUUCUGCAAUGCCUGAAAUGUUCAUGCAAAAAGCACCGCUAGGCCAUACUGAUACUAUAGGCCUAUCACAACUCAUUGUAACGGUAAAAAGUUGAAUUGUAUAACCUAUUGUGCUAGCAUUUUUUUUCAUUGGUGCUUACAGAAUAAAUCUAUGAUUUUUAUUACCUUCUAAUUUCGUUAUUAUUUAGUUUUCUUAUACAUAAUAGAAUAUUGUGAAUUAUUUUUAUGUCAUUUCCUAUUUAUCAUUUUUUUUUCAAUAAACACAUAGAUUCAUCAGAA